Molecule: messenger RNA, 1788 nt
Organism: Zea mays
Lineage: Eukaryota; Viridiplantae; Streptophyta; Magnoliopsida; Poales; Poaceae
Product: putative protein kinase superfamily protein
Exons: 7
Coding region: 388-1500 (370 amino acids)
Biological process (GO): protein phosphorylation
Cellular component (GO): plasma membrane
Molecular function (GO): ATP binding; protein serine/threonine kinase activity
Source: RefSeq, marked provisional
CUCCUGUUCUUCCACCUGCUGGCUGCUCCUGCCUCCCCUGCGCCCCAAACCCACCCGCCUCGCCGUCCCCGCAGGCCGCAGCCUGCUCUCGGCUCCCGCCGCCGUCUACCGCGUCCUGCGGCUGCGGUGUUGCGUCACCUCGGGUUCGCCUUAACUUCCACAAUCCUCGCCGUCCUGGUGCUCCGCCGCCCCUCCCUUUGUACUCGCGCUGGAGCUGCAGAUCCACCGCGACCUGGCGACCAAUUCCUCCUCCCGCUGAAGAAUUGGCGACCUUGGCCUCCGCCCCCGCGGCGCGGAGGAGUCAACUGUGGUAGCAACCACCGCGGAGGCUGCAAGCCUUCGGUAAGGGAGGAAAGUUGACUUGUUGGAAGCCGGUCCAGGGCCGCGAUGACGUCGACCGCCGCCGGCGCGUCGUCGUCGGCGGCGAAGAGCGAGUCCUACCUGCGGGCCGACAAGAUCGACCUCGAGAGCCUGGACAUCCAGCUGGAGAAGCAGCUGGCCAAGACCUGGGAGAAGCACAAGGGGUCGUACAACCAGGGGCCCAGGGAGGACUGGGAGAUCGACCUCGCCAAGCUCGAGAUUCGCUACGUCAUAGCGCAGGGCACCUACGGCACGGUGUAUCGCGGCACGUAUGAUGGGCAGGACGUCGCAGUAAAACUAUUGGAUUGGGGUGAAGAUGGCUUUGCGUCAGAAACUGAAACUGCCACACUGCGAGCAUCAUUUAAGCAGGAGGUUGCUGUCUGGCAUGAGCUCAACCAUCCGAAUGUUACAAAGUUUGUUGGUGCAUCAAUGGGUACUACAGACCUUAAGAUUCCAGCCAAUAGUUCUAACAGUGGUGGGCGCACUGAGCUGCCGCCAAGAGCAUGUUGUGUUGUGGUCGAAUAUCUCGCUGGAGGAUCACUGAAGCAGUAUUUAAUAAAGAACAGGCGAAGGAAGCUUGCAUACAAGGUUGUUGUUCAGAUAGCACUGGAUCUUGCCAGAGGAUUGAACUAUCUACAUUCAAGAAAGAUAGUACAUCGGGAUGUAAAAACUGAAAAUAUGCUGCUCGAUACACAGCGAAACCUUAAGAUUGCUGAUUUUGGUGUUGCUCGUGUUGAGGCUCAGAAUCCAAAGGACAUGACAGGCGCGACUGGGACACUUGGCUACAUGGCCCCAGAGGUGCUUGAAGGCAAGCCAUACAACAGAAAGUGUGAUGUCUACAGUUUUGGCAUAUGCUUAUGGGAAAUAUACUGCUGUGACAUGCCAUAUCCAGACCUCAGUUUUGCAGACGUCUCGUCCGCCGUCGUUCACCAGAACCUGCGGCCUGACAUCCCUCGCUGCUGCCCAAGCCCAAUGGCGAACAUCAUGCGGAAGUGCUGGGACGCAAACCCGGAUAAGCGCCCUGACAUGGACGACGUGGUGCGGUUCCUGGAGGCCCUCGACACGAGCAAGGGCGGUGGCAUGAUACCAGAAGGCCAGGCAGGCGGGUGCUUGUGUUUCUUCAGAGCCCGUGGUCCUUAGAACCAACCAACCCUUUCCAGCCAUCCUCUACUUGUCUCUGCCCUACUACAGUAUUGGAGCCAGAUGUAGGCCUUUGUUGUUCAUCGGAUAGGGGAUUGCAGAUAACUUGAUGACAAUCUUUGUGAUUGGUUGACACUUGUUAUACGUUCUAUAGUGAUGUGAAUACCAGUGAGGAGUCCAUAAUACAGAGUUAUUUCAACCAGUUCAUGGUUGCAUGCUCUUAAUGGUUUGUUUGUGGAAAUCACAUACUGGGCCAUCAUUGAUUAACUGGGAGAACAUAUGUGAUAC